GCUGGCGGCGCGCGGGGUUGACUUUGUUUGAUUUUAACGGAUUUUUUUUUCCGCCUCUGCGCUCGGCCUGGGCUUCUCCCCUACCUCAGCUCGAGUCCCGGAAAGACAUCAGCGCUGCCGGCACUCUCACCCCGUACCGAGUACGGGGCUCAGACAGAGUGAGCUCUUUUUGAAAUGUCAAACGGCCAAUCUUGCUACAGUAACGGUUACCAAGCAGAUCUUGAGCUCAUGGCUGAGGAAUGCAAGGAUCACGGGGAUGACAAUAUCAGAACCAACUUAAUUGUCAACUACCUGCCUCAGAACAUGACACAGGAUGAGCUACGAAGCCUUUUCGGUAGUAUAGGCGAGGUGGAAUCUGCCAAACUCAUCCGUGACAAGGUUGCAGGCCACAGCCUCGGAUAUGGGUUUGUGAAUUAUGUGGCUGCCAAAGAUGCAGAACGAGCUAUUAACACACUUAAUGGUCUGAGGCUGCAAUCAAAAACUAUAAAGGUUUCGUAUGCCCGGCCGAGCUCGGACAGCAUUAAGGAUGCAAACCUGUACGUGAGUGGUCUGCCAAAGACAAUGACUCAAAAGGAUUUGGAGCAACUUUUUGGACGAUAUGGUCGCAUCAUCACGUCUCGUGUUCUAGUUGACCAAGUCACAGGUAUGUCCAGGGGAGUGGCUUUUAUUCGCUUUGACCGGAAAUCUGAAGCAGAUGAAGCUAUUAACAAUCUGAAUGGGCACAAACCACCUGGUGCUGUUGAACCAAUUACAGUAAAACUUGCAGCCAAUCCCAACCAGAAAACAAAUGCAUCCCUGCUGGCACAGCUGUAUCAUUCACCAGCGAGGCGUUUUCCAGGACCGUUGCACCAUCAGGCACAGAGAUUCAGGUUUUCGCCGAUGAGUGUUGACAAUAUGAGUAGUUUGUCAGGUGUGAACGUUGGUGGUCACAAUCCAUCUGGCUGGUGCAUCUUCAUCUACAACCUGGGUCAAGACGCAGAUGAGGGAAUCCUGUGGCAGAUGUUUGGCCCAUUCGGAGCCGUGACUAAUGUCAAAGUUAUACGUGAUUUCAACACCAACAAAUGCAAAGGGUUUGGCUUUGUAACCAUGACAAACUAUGAGGAGGCUGCCAUGGCCAUCGCUAGCCUGAAUGGCUAUCGCCUCGGAGACAAAAUUCUCCAGGUCUCCUUUAAAACCAGCAAGUCACACAAGGUGUAAUUUAAAGCUUGUGUUCAUUUGUAAGCAUUUGAUUAGAAAUACACUGCUGAAAGGUAAAUAAGUCCACUAGUGUAAAGCAACUCUUAUUGUUGUGACAGACGUGUUUUGUCUACCAUUCUAGAAGAAAAAGUGAAAAGGAUUUUUUAUAUUAGUACUCUGGGAUGCAACUAAUAUGAAAUGUUCAAAUGUUUGAUACAUUUCCUUCCAUAGUCCCCUCCUUUCUUCCUAAGCACCCAAAAAAGGAGGGCAAAAUACUGAACUACAUUGUAGGUCUAUGGAUUUAAAAUAAUACUCUUUAAAUUGCAAUAUUCAUUCCAUUUUAAUAUAAUCAGUUGACUAGCAACCAGCUCUUGGUUGAUUCCUGCUUGCAUUGGAAAAGCAAUUUCAUAAAUGCGCUACUUGCUCUCACAGGUUUAAUGCAUUAGUAAACAUUUUUGAAUUAAAAUGAUGAUUUGUGCCUGUAAGAUUAAUAUGUUGCAUAUUAAGUUCAUCCAGACCUCAGAACCAUGGCUGUAAUAUGUUUUCUGUAGAUAAGUAUAAAUGGCACCUCUGUGCCUUUCUUAUCAUGAAAUGUGGAGGUAGGUGCAAAACAGUUCAAUUUUAAUUCCUGACAUGGGUAUAACAGUGAGUCAUGUUAAUAAGAUUUAGAGUGUCAGUACAAAAAUUGAGCAGGUUUACUUGUACAUUUGCCAAAUUUUUGGGUGAAAGGAGCAUCUUGGUUGGGAAGUGUAGUGUAGAAUUACUCUGCUUGUAAUAUUAUCUUGGGAGGUUUAAACCUUUGAACAUUUGUAAGUUUGUUGCACCCCACCUAGUGAACUCCAUUUCUUUUUUUAAAAAAAGUUUUUGUUUUUUUUGCAUAAUUGACAUGCUAAGUUGGGAUAAUGCAUCAGAAUAGAAAGUACUUAAAUGUUUUUCUCAUGCAGGUUAGCUGUCAACACAAAGCUUUGUUAAAAUAGAUUUAAAGAAGACUAAUCUAAAAGUUUUUACAACUGCCUUUGAAAUUAGUUAAUGUUCUGUUAUAUAAUUUCUUUUCAUUUUGUUUCCUUUGUUUUGUUUGACUAUUGAUUUUACUUUUGCAUUUAUGAUCAUUAAAUUUGUUUUGUUUUGCUCCAA
Rhincodon typus (whale shark) is the source of this 2310-nucleotide messenger RNA. RefSeq names its product ELAV-like protein 1. Lineage: Eukaryota; Metazoa; Chordata; Chondrichthyes; Orectolobiformes; Rhincodontidae. Gene Ontology annotation, molecular function: RNA binding. The coding region runs from base 175 to 1197 and encodes 340 amino acids. The record is from RefSeq and is a predicted model, not a curated record. Gene Ontology annotation, cellular component: ribonucleoprotein complex. The transcript has 6 exons.